This is a messenger RNA of Cynocephalus volans (Philippine flying lemur), 26928 nucleotides long. It is a transcript of the gene MUC19, whose product is annotated as mucin 19, oligomeric. The record is from RefSeq and is a predicted model, not a curated record. Gene Ontology annotation, molecular function: protein binding. NCBI's taxonomy places the organism in Eukaryota, Metazoa, Chordata, Mammalia, Dermoptera, Cynocephalidae.
AUGGGUUGCAACAGAAUGAACAGCAAGGAGUUCAUUAAUGAUAGCACCAACACAAGAAGUGGGGCUGGAUUUAGUAGCAGUGCCUCUGUAAAUUUGGGAUUUAGUUUGGGGACAUCUGGUCAAAAAGAAGUGAAAAUCAGUGGAGCUGAUGGAAGCAAAAUUAGUGGCAGUGGUUUUGCUGAGGGGGGCGAAGCCUUACUCUUUGGAUAUAAUGCCCAUAGUUCAGGUUUGGAACUCGGAGCAGGGAAGGGUGACAAUACAUUUGGUUUUGGAAUUUCUGGUUCAAAUUCACUUGGCGACGGUGGCAUUAGCAGCAAAACAGUUGAAAAAACAGUUGAAGGAAAUAAAAUGGGUAGUUCUGGAGGAUCUAUUUCUAAUGAUCUAGGUGAUACCAGUUUGAGAAGUGAAAAUCAAUUUGUUGGUGGUGGCUCUGGAAAUUUGAAAUCCAGUGUAUGGGAUUCUGGUCAAAAGGGAUUUGGAAUCAAUAUGAUUGGAGGGGAUGGAAUGAGUGGCAGUAUGUUUGCUGGGGCUGGAUUCAAAGACCUUGGAUCUGAUGCCAGUAGUUCAGGUGGUUCAAGUGCAAGAAAUGGGGUUGACUAUUCUGAUGGUGUCUCUGAAGAUUCAGUAAUCAAUUUGGGGUCAUCUGAUCAGCAGGGAUUUGGAGUCAGUGGAAUUGUUGGGAAUGGAAAGAGUAGCAGUGGAUCUACUGAGGCUGUGUACUUGAGUCCUGGAUCUGAUGUCAGUGGCUCCGGAGGAAACACUAUGUCUUCUGGUUCUGGAAGUGGUGAAGAAAGUGUCACAAGCUCAUCUGAAUACAGUACAUCUGGACCACUCAGUACUAUAGAAAAAGGAUCCCAUAUUCCAGAAGCAACUCCGAAAUACUCAGAAACAAAUGCAAUUAUUGGUGAAGCUUCUACUUGGGGCAAAGGAGCGUAUAAAGCUUUCAAUGGCCGUAUCUUUUCUUUUGAGUCAUCGUGUGCCUACACUUUCUGCCGUCACUGCGUUGAGUCUGGAGGAGAUUUCAAUAUCGAGAUCAAACGAAAUAAUGAUAGUGAGAUUGAAAAAAUAACAGUUCUAAUUGACAGUAAUGACAUCUCUAUUAUUGGUGAUAUUAUUUUAGUUAAUGGAGAAAGUGUACAGAUACCAUAUAAUAAUAAGUUGAUUCACAUUAAAAAAUAUGGAGAGCACAAUCUCCUGAACAGCCGUAGAGGAAUCCUGUCAUUAAUGUGGGACAAAAAUAACAAACUGUCACUCACUCUUCACAAGCAAUAUCCAACUUGUGGUCUUUGUGGUAACUUCAACAGCACUCCAGGGCAAGAUGUCAAUGAGCACAUUGCCAAUAGUAAAAUUCCUGGUGAUUGUCCCAAUGCUGUUAGUAAAAGCUAUGAGGUUUGCGAAGAUGGAUUACAGUACUGUAACAAAAUUAUUGGAACUUACUUUGAGAAAUGUGGAAAGGUUGCCACUUCUUCCAAUGACUACAAAAUGAUUUGCGUUGAUGAGUACUGCCAAUAUACAGAAAAAAAUUCUACGUGUGACACUUUCUCAGAAUUGUCCCGCCUCUGUGCCUCAGAUGGUUCUGGCAUCUUUGAAUCCUGGCGAAACGAUUCCGAUGUGGUUUGUGAAAAACAUACAUGCCCAGAAAAACAUAUCUACAAGGAAUGUGGACCCUCAAAUCCUCCAAGUUGUUCUAAUGUGGCUCCUUUUCAAGACAGUGAAUGUGUGAGUGGCUGCACCUGCCCAGAAGGUUAUCUGUUGGAUGAUAUUGGAGAAAAAGGGAAAUGUGUAUUAAAGGCUGAAUGUCCCUGUGAAUCCAGUGGAAAAGUGUAUCAGUCAGGAGAAGUCCGAGAAGGCCCCUGUGGUUCUCAGUGCACAUGCCAAGAAGCAAAGUGGGCUUGCACUGAAGCGCUCUGCCCUGGAAGAUGUAAGGUGGAAGGAAGUUCAUUUACCACCUUUGAUGGUGCUAAGUACAACUAUGCUGGAAACUGUCACUUCCUGGCCAUUUACGAUAAAGAUUGGUCUGUCAGUGUUGAGCUUCGUCCAUGUCCAAGCGGGCAGACAGGAACGUGCUUAACUAGUGUUACCCUUCUCUUGAAUUCUUCUGUUUCAGUUGAAAAAUAUAUAUUCAACAGCGAUGGAACAGUUACAAAUGACAAGAUUAGAAAUCAAAAUUAUUACUAUACAGACAAAAUACAAAUCUUCAAAGCGUCUUCCUCUUAUCUUCAAGUAGAAACAUACUUUCAUGUAAAAAUGCAAAUACAAAUUGUUCCUGUGAUGCAAUUGUAUGUUUCUAUGCCACCCAACCAAUUCACAGACACUGUAGGGCUCUGUGGUUCCUACAACAACAAAGUGGAGGAUGAUUUCAUUUCAAGUCAGAAUAUAUUGGAGAAGACAUCUCAGGCGUUUGCUAAUUCUUGGGAAAUGAUGUCCUGUCCUAAAGGAAACUCUGCUUCAUGUAUCAGUAUAGAUAAAGAAAAGUUUGCUGAAAGGCACUGUGGAAUUCUCCUUGAUUCAAGUGGGCCUUUUGCUUCCUGCCAUCCAGUUGUGAACCCUAAAUCCUAUCAUGAGGAAUGCAAAAAAUACACUUGCUCUUGUGAAAACAGCCAAGAUUGCCUGUGUACAGUUUUAGGCAACUAUGUGAAAGCGUGUGCUGAGAAGGAAACAUUCAUAGUGGAAUGGAGAACUGGACAAUGUGAGCAAUCCUGUCCAAGUGGCCUGGUUUUCAAGUACAAUGUAAAAGCCUGCAAUAGUUCUUGCCAAUCAUUGUCAGAGGGAGAUAGGAGCUGUGAUGUAGAAGAUGUUCCAGUUGAUGGAUGUGCCUGCCCUGAUGGAAUGUACCAGAAUAAUGAAGGAAAAUGUGUUCAGAAAUCUGAGUGUGACUGCUACUUAAACGACGAGGUCAUGCAGCCGGGUAAACUCAUCCAUCUUGAUGACAACACAUGUGUCUGUCAAGAUGGGAUUCUUCUUUGCCAGACUCCUCUUAAUUUAACCAUAUAUAACUGUUCUGGAGGGGCUGAGUAUGUGGACUGCAGUGAUCCCAAGGCACAGAGUAGAGUUGACAGAACGUGCAGCACUCGGAACAUACCUAUUUUUGAUGAGGACUUGUCUUGCAAACGUGGCUGCUACUGUCCAGCAGGAAUGGUUCGAAAUUCUGAGAGGAAAUGUGUCUUUCCUGAUGACUGCCCAUGCUCUUUUGGUGGAAGAGAAUAUGACCAAGGAAGUGUCACUUCAGUUGGCUGCAAUGAAUGUACUUGCAUUAAAGGGUCUUGGAACUGUACACAAAAUGAAUGUCAAACCACCUGCCACAUCUAUGGGGAUGGACAUGUUAGAACUUUUGAUGGGAAAAGUUACAGCUUUGAUGGUCUCUGCCAGUACUCAUUUCUUGAGGAUUAUUGUGGUAGUGAAAAUGGCACAUUCCGUAUUUUAACUGAGAGUGUCCCGUGCUGUGAAGAUGGGCUUACAUGCUCAAGAAAAAUCAUAGUUGCUCUUCAGGAUCAGAAUGUUGUCUUGCAAGAUGGUAAAGUAACAGCAGUCAAAUCUACAGAAAGUACGGAGUGUGAACUCAAUGCAAAUGCAUAUUCCAUACACACUGUUGGCCUGUACUUGAUUCUGAAAUUUCUAAAUGGAAUCAUCAUAAUUUGGGACAAAAAUACGAGACUGUCUGUUAUACUGGAUCCACGCUGGAAUGGCAAAGUGUGUGGUCUUUGUGGAAAUAAUAAUGGAGACCUCAAGGACGAUUUCACAACAAGAUACUCAUCGGUAGCUGCUGGAGACCUGGAAUUUGGAAAUAGCUGGAAAACAAGUCAAGACUGUUCAGACACUGCAGCUCAAAGUUUCCCAUGUGACUCAAACCCUUACUGUAAAGCCUGGGCUGUGCGGAAAUGUGAGAUCGUCAGGGACAGCACCUUCAGAGACUGCCACAGCAAGGUUGACCCCAAUGCUUACUACGAGGCGUGUAUUGAAGAAGCCUGUGCAUGUGACAUGGAGGGGAAGUACGUUGGCUUCUGCACUGCCGUGGCUAUGUACGCAGAGGCAUGUAGUGCAGUGGGAGCCUGUGUCUCAUGGAGAAAACCAAAUCUCUGUCCUGUCUACUGUGAUUAUUACAAUGCACCUGGGGAAUGCAGCUGGCAUUAUGAACCGUGUGGUACAGUGACUGCAAAAACAUGUAAAGAUCGGGUCAUUGGCCAGAAAUUUUCUGCACUUUUAGAAGGUUGUUACGCAAAGUGCCCAGACAGUGCUCCCUAUCUGGAUGAGAACACCAUGAAAUGUGUCAAUUUGUCCGAGUGCAGCUGCUUCUACAAUGAUAUCAUACCAGCAGGGGGAGUGAUCGAAGACAAUUGUGGAAGAACAUGCUACUGUAUUGCAGGGGAGUUGGAGUGCAGUGAAAUUGCACCUACAAAUGAAACAUUUAUAGUUUCCACUACAACAGCUACCUCCAUAUUAAGCACCACAGCAGCAAUUACACUGGUUACCAGUAGCUCAAACACAGGAACAUCUAUUCCAGGGAUUACAACAUCAAGCAGUGAAACAAUAGGAACAACUCUAAGUCCUCUCACUGAAUCUUUUGCUACAGGCAUUACCAAAAGUGUAGUUUCCAUCACCUCCACAGCUGGAAGUGCAAGCACUGCUGGAGUGGUGAACCCCACCUUCACCAGUCCCGGGGACAUAUCAGGAACCACUGGAGGAGCAAGUGGAGCCAGCACUGGAGCUGCUGGUGAAGACACCUCUGGAAGAACAGGCACAUCUGGGGUAUCAUCUGGAGCAACCCCUGGAGCUGGAGGUGGCAGUACACCUGAAGAAGCAGGCAACGAAGCCACAGUUUCAGAGACCACAGGGGUUUAUGCAGGCUCCACCACUGCCAGCCCUGGAUCCUCAGCUGUACCAGUCACAACCUUGGAGAGCAGCAAAUCAGGGACACCUGGACCAUCAGUGAGUGUAACAAUUGGAGCCCUAAGCAGGAAAGUGACACCAUCUGAAGGUAAGUCAGGUGCAACCAGAGAGUCUGUUGGAACCACCCCUGUAACUGGUGGUGGAGUCCAAGCCAGAAUGUCUUCCAGUGUUCUAGCCCACCUGGAACUCAGGAGGCCAGGUCCAGACUCAGCUGGACACUUUAGUGGUGGAACAACUGGGGAAGAAAAUGCAGCCACCACUGGAACUCUUGUUGAAAACACUUCCGGAGCAUCAGGUACAACAGGAGAGUCCGUGGGAGCUACCACAGGAGCAGGCAGGGGCAGCACACCUGGAGAAUUAGGCACUGGGGCCACCAGUGCUGGAAACCCAGCAAAAUCAGGCACACCUGGAGUAUCGUCUGGAGCGACUCCUGGAGCCAGAGGUGGCAGUACCCCAGGAGAAGCAGGCACUGGAGCCACAGGUUCUGGUACAACAGGACAGUCCGUGGGAGCUACCACAGGAGCAGGCAGGGGCAGCACAUCUGGAGCAUUAGGCACUGGGGCCACCAGUGCUGGAAACUCAGCAGGAACCACUGGAGGAGCAGGUGGAGCCAGCACUGGAGGUCUUCAUGAAAGCACUUCUGGAAGAACAGGCACACCUGGGGUAUCGUCUGGAGCAACCCCUGGAGCCAGAGAUGGCAGUACCCCAGGAGAAACAGGCACUGGGACCACAAAGGUUUCUGCAGGGUCCCCCACUGUCAGUUCUGGAGCCUCAGCUAUACCAGCCACAACCUCAGAAAGCAGCAAAUCAGUGACAUCUGGACCAUCAGUGAGUGUAACAACUUCAGCCCAAAGCAGUGAAGUGACAUCAUCUGAAGCCAAGUCAGGAACAACUGGAGAGGAACAUGUAGACACCACAGUACGUGAUGGUGAAAACACCUCUGGAGCAUCAGGGACAACUGGACUGUCAUCAGGUGGAACCACGCAAGCUGACAAUGAAAUUUCAGGUGCUGCUCUCUUCAGAGCUGGAACAGGAGCCCCUACUGCACCCCCAGCUAGAGGUGAAAAAGAUAGCAUGACCACGGAACCAAAUGCUGGAGCUACAAGCCCAGGAAAAUCAGGCACAACAGGAGAGUCUGUGGGAACUACCAUAAGAACAGGCAGCAGGAGUACACCUGGAGUUUCAGGCACUGGGGCCACCAGCACUGGAAACCCAGCAGGAACCACUGGAGGAGCAGGUGGAGCCAUCACUGAAGCCACUGGUGAAGACACAUCUGGAAGAACAGGCAUACCAGAGGUAUCAUCUGGAGCAACGCCUGGAGUUGGAGGUGGCAGUACCCCUGGAGAAGCAGGCACUGGAGCCACAGGUUCUGGAACCACAGGAGUUUAUGCAGCCUCCACCACUGCCAGCCCUGGAGCCUCAUCUGUACCAGCCACAACCUUGGAGAGUAGCAAAUCAGUAACAACUGGAAUUGCCAGUGAAUCAACUACACUGAUAGGAAAAACCACUGGAGUACAAGGCCUGACAGGAGGUUCUGUGAGAGCUUCCACUGGGACAGGCAGUGGAAGCACAGCUGGACCAUCAGGCACUGGGGCCACCCACCCAGGAAAUCCAGCAGGGACAGCUGAACCAUCAGCUGAAGUGACAGAGAAUCAUGCACAAACACCUGGAGUGAUUGAAACAACUGGAUUAUCAAGUGAAGUUUCAGGGACAACAGAACCACCAGAUUAUGGAUCAGAAACAAAUGGACUAUCAGUUGAAGGACUGAGUACAACUGGACUGUCAGCUGAAGUGACAGGGAACUCUGGACUAUCGGUGGGAACAACAGGGACUACAGGACAAUCAUCAAGAGUAACGAGGGUAUCUGUAGCAUCAACAGGUGUGUCAGGGACAUUUGGACCAUUGGCUGCAGUGACAAAAUCUUCUUGGCAAUCAUCAGGAGUGACAGGGAUAUCUGGACUAUCAGCUGGAGUGACAAAGACAUCUGGACUAUCAGUUGGAGUGACAGGGACUACUGUACAAUAUUCAGAUGUGACAGAGACAACUGGACCAUCAGCUGAAGUGACAGGGACAUCUGGACUAUCAGCUGGAUUGUCACAGACAUCUAGGCCAUCAACUAGAGUGGAAGAAACUUCUAGACAAUCAUUGCAAGUGACAGGGACAUCUGGGCCAUCAAUUGGAGUGACAGAGAUUACCAAACAAUCAUCAGGAGUGUCAGGGGAAAGUAGACAAUCAUCAGGAGUGACAGUGACAUUUAGACCAUCAGCUGGAGUGACAAGGAAUACUGGAAAAACAUCAGGAGCGACAGAGACUACCAGACAAUCAAGAGUGACUAGGACAACUGGAUCAUUACCUGGAGUGUCAGGGAUUUCUAGACAAUCAUCAUGGAAAACAGGGACAUCUGAACUUUCAGCUGGAGCAACAGGGACAUCUGUACCAUCAACUGGAGUGUCAGGGACAUUUGAACCAUCAGUUGGAGUGACAAAGACCUCUGGAUUAUCAGUUGGAGUGACAGGGACUACUGUACAAUUAUCAGAUGUGACAGGGACAAGUAGACCAUCAGCUGGAGUGUCAGGGAUAUCAGAAUCAUCAACUAAAGUGACAGGGACAUCCGAACUAUCAGCUAGAGUGACAGGAACUACUGGACAAUCAUCAAGGGUGAUGAGGACAUCUAGACAAUCAUCUGGAAUGAGAGGGACAUCAAGACAAUCAUCGGGUGUGACGGGAACAUCUGGACUAUCAGCUGGAGUGUCACAGAUAUCUAGGUCAUCAACUAGAGUGGAAGAAACUCCUAGACAAUCAUCACGAGUGACAGGGACAUCUGGACCAUCAGUUGGAGUGACAGAGAUUACCAGACAAUCAUCAGGAGUGUCAGGGGAAAGUAGACAAUCAUCAGGAGUGACAGUGACAUCUAGGCCAUCAGGUGGAGUGACAGGGAAUACUGCAAAAACAUCAGGCAUAACAGGGACUACUGGACAAUCAUCAAGGCAGACAACAGCAACAGGAUCAUCAACUGGAGUUUCAGGGACAUAUGGAUCAUCACCUGGAGUGACAGGGACUUCUGUACAAUCACUACAGGUAACAGAGAUAUCUGGACCUUCUGCUGGAGUGACAGGCACAUCUGGACCAUCAGUCAGAGUGUCAGGGACAUCUGGACCUUCAGCUACAGUGUCAGGGACAUAUGGACUAUCUGCUAGAGUGACAGGGAUUACUGCACAAUCAUCAGAAGUGACAGGGACAACUAGAAAAUCAUCUGGAGUGACAGGAACAUCUAUACCAUCAUCUGGAGUGUCAGAAACAUCUGGACAAUCAGCUGAAGUAACAGGGAGUACUGGAGAAUCAUUGGGUGUAACAGGGACAUCUAGAUCAUCAUUUGGAAAGACAGGGAAUACUGGACAAACAUCAGGAGUGGUAGGGACUACUGUACAAUCAUCAGGAGUGACAGAUAAAUCUGUACCAUCAGCAGGACUGUCAGGGACAUCUGGACCAUCAACUGGAGAGUCAGAGACAUCUGUGCCUUUAGCUGGAGUGACAAAGACUUCUGCACAAUCAGCUGACAUGACAGGGACUUCUGGACAAUCAUCAGAAGUGACAGAGACAUCUAGACACUUGCUUGAAGUGCCACAGACAUCUGGGCCUUCAGAAGCAGAGACAGAGGCAUCUGGACUAUCAGAUAGAGUGAUAGAAACUAGUGGACAGUUGUCAGGAGUGACGAGGACAUAUGUACCAUUAGCUGGGGUGUCAGAGACAUCUGGACUAUCAACUACAGUGACAGGAACUUCUGGACAAUUAUCAGGAGUUACUGGGACUUCUGGACAAUCAACUGGAGUGACAGGGACAUAUGGACUAUCAGUUGGAGUUACAGGGUCAACUGUACAAUUAUCGGAAGUGACAGGGUCAACUGGAUCAUCAGCUGAGAUUUUAGGGACAACUGGACCAUCAGCUGGAGUGUCAAGGAAGUCAGGACCAUCAACUGAAGUGACAAAGACAUUAGGACAAUCAGCUGGGUUGAUAUGGACAUCAGGACCAUCAUCAGGUGUGACAGGGACAUCUGGACCAUUAGCUGGAGUAACAGUGAAUUCUGGACAAUCAUCAAGAGUGACAGGAACAACUAGAUCAUCAGCUGGAGAGUCAGGGAUAUCUGGACCAUCAGAUAGAGAGACAGAGACAUCUGCUUUAUCAGCUAGAGUGAUAGGGAACAAUGGACAAUCAGCAGCAGUGACAGGGACAUCUGGACUAUCGACUGGAAGGAUGGGGACUAUUGGACAAACAUUAGGAGUGACUGGUACAUAUGUACCACCAGCUGGAGUGCCAGGGACAUCAGGAUCAUCAGCUGAUCUGACAGGGACAUUUUUACUAUCAGCUGGAGUGACAGGGACAUCAAGACCAUCAUCAGGUGUGAUGGGGACAUCUGGACCAUCAGCUGUACAAACAUCAGGAGUGACAGGGAAUAGUGGACAUUCUUCAAGAUUGAUAGAGACAAUUGGAUCAUCACCUGGAGUGUCAGGGACAUAUAGACCUACAAACACAUUUGGAGCUCCAGAUGGAGUGACAGGCACAUCUGGACUAUCAGCUGGAGUGACAGAAACUACUGGUCAAUCAUCAGGAGUGUCAGGGAUACCUGGACAAUCAUUAGGAGUGACAGAGACUUCUGAACUAUCAGCGGGAAUGACAGGGAAUACUGCAAAAACAUCAGGAGUGAGAAGGACAACUGGACACUCAUCAGGAGUGACAGGGACAUCAGCUGGAGCAUCUGGGACAUCUGGACCAUCAGCUGAAGAAACAGGGGUUACAGGACAAUCAUCAGGAGUAACAGGGACAUCUGGAUCAUCAGAUGUAAUGUCAGGGACAUCUGGGCCAUCCAUCGGUGUGACACAGCCUACCGGACAAUCAUCAAGAGUGACAACGACAGCUGGAUCAUCAGCUGGAGUCUCAGGGAUACUUGGAUUAUCAGCUGCAGUUACAGGGACAUCUGGACUGUCAGCUGGAGUGUCAGAGACAUCUGGACCUUCAUCUGCAGUGACAGGCACAUCGGAACUAUCAGCUAAAGUGACAAGGACUAUUAGUCAAUCAUUAGGAGUUACAAGGACGGCAGGGCAAUCAUCAAAAGUUUCAGGAACAUCUGUAACAUCACAUGGAGUAUCAGGGACAUCUGCACCUUCAGCUGGAAAAACAUCAGAAGUGACAGGGACUACUGGACAAUCAUCAAGAGUGAUACAGCCAACUGGAUCAUCACUUGGAGUGUCAGGGUCAUCUGUACCAUCAACUGGAAUGAAAAGGACUUCUGGACAAGUGGCUGAAGUGACAGGGACUACUGGACAAUUAUCAGGAGUGACAGGGACAUUAAGACCUUCAGCCAGAGAGUCACAGUCAUCUGUACAUUUAGCUGCAGUGACAGGGAUAUCUGACCUAUCAACUGGAGUGACAGGGUCUACUGGACAAUUAUCUGGAAUGACAGAGGCAUCUGGACUUUCAGCUGGAGUUUUAACAUCAUCCAGACCAUCAGGCAGUACUGGACAAUCAUCUGGAGAGACAGAGACAUCUGGACUAUCAACUGAAGAGUCAGGGACAUCUGAACCACCAGUUACAGUGACAGGGACAUUUGCAUUAUCAGGUGGAGUGACAGGGACUACUGGAUUAUCAUCAGGAGUAACAGGGAAUUCUGGACCUUCAUCCAUAGUGUCAGGGACAUCUCAGCAAUCAGUUGGAUUGAAAAAUAAAUCUAGAACAACAAAACAGAUGACAGAAAUAUUUGGGACAUCAGCUACAGUGACAGGGACUGAUGGAAAAUUGUCAGGAGUGUCGGAGACACUUGACCAGUCAUCAGGAGUGACAGCAACAUCUGGACCAUCAGCUGGAGUUUCAGGGACAUCUGCACCAUUAUUUGGAGUGACAAGGACUUCUGGACAAUCAGCCGAAGUGACAGGGACUUCUGGACAAUCAUCAGGAGAUACAUGGACAUCUGAACCUUCAGCUGCAGUGACAGGGACAGCUAGACUAUCAGCUGGAGUGACAGAGUCUACUGGACAAUCCUCAGUAGUGAGAGGGACAACUGGGCAAUUUCCUGGCUUGUCAGCAUCAUCAGGGCCAUCAGGUGAAGUGUCAGGGACAACAGGACCAUCAGCUAGAGUGUCAGGGACAUCAAGACCACUAGCUGAUGUGACAGGGUCAUUUGGACUAUCAGCUGGAGUGACAGGGACAUCAGGACUAUCAUCACAUGCAACGAGGACAUCUAGACCAUCAACUGGACAAACAUUAGCAGUGUCAGGGACUACUGGAUCAUCAUCAAGAGUGAUAGGGACAACUAGAUCCUCCCCUGGAGUGUCAGAGACAUCUGCACCUUCAGCUGGAGGGGCAGGGAGUACUGGACAAUCACCAAGAGUGAUAGGGACAACUGGAUCAUCAGCUGGAGUGACAGGGACAUCUUUACCAUUGGCUACAGUGACAGGAACAUCUGCAUUAUCAGGUGGAGAAAGAGGGAACACUGGACAAUCAGUAGGAGUAACAGAGACAUCUGAGUCUUCAGCUAGAGUGACAAGGAAAUCUGGACCAUCACCUGAGGUGUCAGGGACAUCAGAGUCAUCUGCUGCAGUGAAAGAAGCAUCUGGGUCAUCAACAGGAGUGACAGGAACUACUGGACAAUCAUCAGGAGGGACAGCAACAUCUAUACCACCAGCUGGUGUGUCCGGAACUACUGGACCAUCAGCUACAGUGACAGGAUAUUCUGGAAAAUUACCAGGAGUGACUGGGACAUCUAGACCAUCGGCUAGAGUGACAGGGACAUCUCUACUAUCAGAUGGAGUGACAGAAUCUUCGGCACAAUCAUCAGGAGUGUCAGGCGUUUCUGGACCAUCAGCUAGAGUGAGUAGGACCUCUGGACAAUCAUCAGGAGUAGCAGGGACAUCUGGAACUUCAGCUGUAGUGUCAGGGACAUUUGGACCUGCAGAAGAAGUGACAGGUACAUCUAUACUAUCAGCUGGAGUGACAGGGACUACUGAAAAAUCAUCAAGAGUAAGAGGGACAUCAGGACUAUCAUCAGGUGUGACAGGGACAUCUGAACUCGCAGCUGGUGGGCUAGGGACAUCUCAGCCAACUGCUAGAGUGACAGAAACUUCUGGACAAUCAUCAGGAGUUACAGGGACAUCUGGACCACCAUCUGGAGUGACAUGGACAUUUGGACCUUCAGCUGGACAAACAUCAGAAACGUCAGGGGCUACUGGACAAUCAACAAGAGUGAUAGAGACAUCUGGAUCAUCACCUAGAGUGUCAGGAACAUCUGGGCUAUCAGCUGGAGUGACUCAGAAUUCUGAACAAUCGUCAGGGGAAUCAGGGAUAUCUGAACUUGCAGCUGGAGUGACGGGGACAUCUAGACUAUCAGCUAGAGGGAAAGGAACUCCUGGACUAUCAUCUGGUGUGACAGAGACCCCUGGACCAUCAUCAGGAGGGACAGGUGAGACAUCUGCUCUGUCAGCUGGAGUGGCAGAGACUACUGUACAAUCAUCAGGAGUGACAGCAACAUCUGUACCACUAGCUGGAGUGUCAGGGACAUCUGGACCAUCAGCUACAGUGACAGAAUCUUCUGCACAAUCAUCAGGAGUGUCAGGCGUUUCUGAACCAUCAGCUAGAGUGAGUGGGACCUCUGGACAAUCAUCAGGAGUAACAGGGACAUCUGGAACUUCAGCUGUAGUGUCAGGGACAUUUGGACCUGCAGAAGAAGUGACAGGUACAUCUAUACUAUCAGCUGGAGAGACAGGGACUACUGAAAAAUCAUCAAGAGUAAGAGGGACAUCAGGACUAUCAUCAGGUGUGACAGGGACAUCUGAACUCUCAACUGGUGGGCUAGGGACAUCUCAGCCAACUGCUAGAGUGACAGAAACUUCUGGACAAUCAUCAGGAGUUACAGGGACAUCUGGACCACCAUCUGGAGUGACAUGGACAUUUGGACCUUCAGCUGGACAAACAUCAGAAACGUCAGGGGCUACUGGACAAUCAACAAGAGUGAUAGAGACAUCUGGAUCAUCACCUAGAGUGUCAGGAACAUCUGGGCUAUCAGCUGGAGUGACUCAGAAUUCGGAUCAAUCGUCAGGGGAAUCAGGGAUAUCUGAACUUGCAGCUGGAGUGACGGGGAUAUCUACACUAUCAGCUAGAGGGAAAGGAACUACUGGGCUAUCAUCUGGUGUGACAGGGACCCCUGGACCAUCAUCAGGAGGGACAGGCGUGACAUCUGCUCUGUCAGCUGGAAUGACAGAGACUACUGUACAAUCAUCAGGAGUGACAGCAACAUCUGUACCACCAGCUGGAGUGUCAGGGACAUCUGGACCAUCAGCUACAGUGACAGAAUCUUCUGCACAAUCAUCAGGAGUGUCAGGCGUUUCUGGACCAUCAGCUAGAGUGAGUAGGAACUCUGGACAAUCAUCAGGAGUAACAGGGACAUCUGGAACUUCAGCUGUAGUGUCAGGGACAUUUGGACCUGCAGAAGAAGUGACAGGUACAUCUAUACUAUCAGCUGGAGUGACAGGGACUACUGAAAAAUCAUCAAGAGUAAGAGGGACAUCAGGACUAUCAUCAGGUGUGACAGGGACAUCUGAACUCUCAACUGGUGGGCUAGGGACAUCUCAGUCAACUGCUAGAGUGACAGAAACUUCUGGACAAUCAUCAGGAGGUACAGGGACAUCUGGACCACCAGCUGGACUGACAUGGACAUUUGGACCUUCAGCUGGACAAUCAUCAGAAACGUCAGGGGCUACUGGACAAUCAACAAGAGUGAUAGAGACAUCUGGAUCAUCACCUAGAGUGUCAGGAAUAUCUGGGCUAUCAGCUGGAGUGACUCAGAAUUCUGAACAAUCGUCAGGGGAAUCAGGGAUAUCUGAACUUGCAGCUGGAGUGACGGGGACAUCUAGACUAUCAGCUAGAGGGAAAGGAACUACUGGACUAUCGACUCGUGUGACAGGGACCCCUGGACCAUCAUCAGGAGGGACAGGAGUGACAGCAACAUCUGUACCACUAGCUGGAGUGUCAGGGACAUCUGGACCAUCAGCUACAGUGACAGAAUCUUCUGCACAAUCAUCAGGAGUGUCAGGCGUUUCUGAACCAUCAGCUAGAGUGAGUGGGACCUCUGGACAAUCAUCAGGAGUAACAGGGACAUCUGGAACUUCAGCUGUAGUGUCAGGGACAUUUGGACCUGCAGAAGAAGUGACAGGUACAUCUAUACUAUCAGCUGGAGAGACAGGGACUACUGAAAAAUCAUCAAGAGUAAGAGGGACAUCAGGACUAUCAUCAGGUGUGACAGGGACAUCUGAACUCUCAACUGGAGUUACAGGGACAUCUGGACCACCAGCUGGAGUGACAUGGACAUUUGGACCUUCAGCUGGACAAACAUCAGAAACGUCAGGGGCUACUGGACAAUCAACAAGAGUGAUAGAGACAUCUGGAUCAUCACCUAGAGUGUCAGGAACAUCUGGGCUAUCAGCUGGAGUGACUCAGAAUUCGGAUCAAUCGUCAGGGGAAUCAGGGAUAUCUGAACUUGCAGCUGGAAUGACGGGGAUAUCUACACUAUCAGCUAGAGGGAAAGGAACUACUGGGCUAUCAUCUGGUGUGACAGGGACCCCUGGACCAUCAUCAGGAGGGACAGGCGUGACAUCUGCUCUGUCAGCUGGAAUGACAGAGACUACUGUACAAUCAGCAGGAGUGACAGCAACAUCUGUACCACCAGCUGGAGUAUCAGGGACAUCUGGACCAUCAGCUACAGUGACAGAAUCUUCUGCACAAUCAUCAGGAGUGUCAGGCGUUUCUGGACCAUCAGCUAGAGUGAGUAGGACCUCUGGACAAUCAUCAGGAGUAACAGGGACAUCUGGAACUUCAGCUGUAGUGUCAGGGACAUUUGGACCUGCAGAAGAAGUGACAGGUACAUCUAUACUAUCAGCUGGAGUGACAGGGACUACUGAAAAAUCAUCAAGAGUAAGAGGGACAUCAGGACUAUCAUCAGGUGUGACAGGGACAUCUGAACUCUCAACUGGUGGGCUAGGGACAUCUCAGUCAACUGCUAGAGUGACAGAAACUUCUGGACAAUCAUCAGGAGUUACAGGGACAUCUGGACCACCAUCUGGAGUGACAUGGACAUUUGGACCUUCAGCUGGACAAACAUCAGAAACGUCAGGGGCUACUGGACAAUCAACAAGAGUGAUAGAGACAUCUGGAUCAUCACCUAGAGUGUCAGGAACAUUUGGGCUAUCAGCUGGAGUGACUCAGAAUUCUGAACAAUCGUCAGGGGAAUCAGGGAUAUCUGAACUUGCAGCUGGAGUGACGGGGACAUCUAGACUAUCAGCUAGAGGGAAAGGAACUACUGGACUAUCAUCUGGUGUGACAGGGACUCCUGGACCAUCAUCAGGAGGGACAGGCGUGAUAUCUGCUCUGUCAGCUGGAGUGACAGAGACUACUGUAAAAUCAUCAGGAGUGACAGCAACAUCUGUACCACCAGCUGGAGUGUCAGGGACAUCUGGACCAUCAGCUACAGUGACUGAAUCUUCUGCACAAUCAUCGGGAGUGUCAGGGGUUUCUGGAACAUCAACUAGAGUGAAUAGGACCUCUGGACAAUCAUCACUGGUAACAGGGACAUCUGCAACUUCAGAUGUAGUGUCAGGGACAUUUGGACCUUCAGCUGAGGUGACAGGUAUAUCUGUAUUAUCAGCUGCAGUGACAAGGACUUCUGGACAAUCCUCAGUAGUAGCAAUGACAUCAGGACCAUCAUCCGGUGUCACAGGUACAUCUGAACUCUCAGCUGGUGUGCUACGAACAUCUGGGCCAACUGCUAGAGUGACAGAAACUUCUGGACAAUCAUCAGGAGGUACAGGGACAUCUGGACCACCAGGUGGAUUGACAUGGACAUUUGGAUCUUCAGCUGGACAAGCAUCAGAAGUGUCAGGGGUUACUGGACAAUCAUCAAGAGUGAUAGAGACAUCUGGAUCAUCACCUAGAGUGUCAGGAACAUCUGGGCUAUCAGCUGGAAUGACUCAGAAUUCUGAACAAUCGUCAGGGGAAUCAGGGAUAUCUGAACUUGCAGCUGGAGUGACGGGGACAUCUAGACUAUCAGCUAGAGGGAAAGGAACUCCUGGACUAUCAUCUGGUGUGACAGGGACCCCUGGACCAUCAUCAGGAGUGACAGGUGCGACAUCUGCUCUGUCAGCUGGAAUGACAGAGACUACUGUACAAUCAUCAGGAGUGACAGCAACAUCUGUACCACCAGCUGGAGUGUCAGGGACAUCUGGACCAUCAGCUACAGUGACUGAAUCUUCUGCACAAUCAUCAGGAGUGUCAGGGGUUUCUGGAACAUCAACUAGAGUGAGUAGGACCUCUGGACAAUCAUCAGUGGUAACAGGGACAUCUGCAACUUCAGAUGUAGUGUCAGGGACAUUUGGACCUUCAGCUGAGGUGACAGGUACAUCUAUACUAUCAGCUGGAGAGACAGGGACUACUGAAAAAUCAUCAAGAGUAAGAGGGACAUCAGGACUAUCAUCAGGUGUGACAGGGACAUCUGAACUCUCAACUGGUGGGCUAGGGACAUCUCAGCCAACUGCUAGAGUGACAGAAACUUCUGGACAAUCAUCAGGAGUUACAGGGACAUCUGGACCACCAGCUGGAGUGACAUGGACAUUUGGACCUUCAGCUGGACAAACAUCAGAAACGUCAGGGGCUACUGGACAAUCAACAAGAGUGAUAGAGACAUCUGGAUCAUCACCUAGAGUGUCAGGAACAUCUGGGCUAUCAGCUGGAGUGACUCAGAAUUCGGAUCAAUCGUCAGGGGAAUCAGGGAUAUCUGAACUUGCAGCUGGAAUGACGGGGAUAUCUACACUAUCAGCUAGAGGGAAAGGAACUACUGGGCUAUCAUCUGGUGUGACAGGGACCCCUGGACCAUCAUCAGGAGGGACAGGCGUGACAUCUGCUCUGUCAGCUGGAAUGACAGAGACUACUGUACAAUCAUCAGGAGUGACAGCAACAUCUGUACCACCAGCUGGAGUAUCAGGGACAUCUGGACCAUCAGCUACAGUGACAGAAUCUUCUGCACAAUCAUCAGGAGUGUCAGGCGUUUCUGGACCAUCAGCUAGAGUGACAGGAACUUCUGGACAAUCAUCAGGAGUGUCAGGAACAUCUGGGCUAUCAGCUGGAGUGACUCAGAAUUCUGAACAAUCGUCAGGGGAAUCAGGGAUAUCUGAACUUGCAGCUGGAGUGACGGGGACAUCUAGACUAUCAGCUAGAGGGAAAGGAACUCCUGGACUAUCAUCUGGUGUGACAGGGACCCCUGGACCAUCAUCAGGAGUGACAGGCGUUUCUGGACCAUCAGCUAGAGUGAGUAGGACCUCUGGACAAUCAUCAGGAGUAACAGGGACAUCUGGAACUUCAGCUGUAGUGUCAGGGACAUUUGGACCUGCAGAAGAAGUGACAGGUACAUCUAUACUAUCAGCUGGAGUGACAGGGACUACUGAAAAAUCAUCAAGAGUAAGAGGGACAUCAGGACUAUCAUCAGGUGUGACAGGGACAUCUGAACUCUCACCUGGUGGGCUAGGGACAUCUCAGCCAACUGCUAGAGUGACAGAAUCUUCUGGACAAUCAUCAGGAGUUACAGGGACAUCUGGACCACCAGCUGGACUGACAUGGACAUUUGGACCUUCAGCUGGACAAACAUCAGAAACAGGGAAAGGAACUACUGGACUAUCAUCUGGUGUGACAGGGACUCCUGGACCAUCAUCAGGAGGGACAGGCGUGAUAUCUGCUCUGUCAGCUGGAGUGACAGAGACUACUGUAAAAUCAUCAGGAGUGACAGCAACAUCUGUACCACCAGCUGGAGUGUCAGGGACAUCUGGACCAUCAGCUACAGUGACUGAAUCUUCUGCACAAUCAUCAGGAGUGUCAGGGGUUUCUGGAACAUCAACUAGAGUGAGUAGGACCUCUGGACAAUCAUCAGUGGUAACAGGGACAUCUGCAACUUCAGAUGUAGUGUCAGGGAAAUUUGGACCUUCAGCUGAGGUGACAGGUAUAUCUGUAUUAUCAGCUGCAGUGACAAGGACUUCUGGACAAUCCUCAGUAGUAGCAAUGACAUCAGGACCAUCAUCCGGUGUCACAGGUACAUCUGAACUCUCAGCUGGUGUGCUACGAACAUCUGGGCCAACUGCUAGAGUGACAGAAACUUCUGGACAAUCAUCAGGAGUGUCAGGAACAUCUGGGCUAUCAGCUGGAGUGACUCAGAAUUCUGAACAAUCGUCAGGGGAAUCAGGGAUAUCUGAACUUGCAGCUGGAGUGACGGGGACAUCUAGACUAUCAGCUAGAGGGAAAGGAACUCCUGGACUAUCAUCUGGUGUGACAGGGACCCCUGGACCAUCAUCAGGAGUGACAGGUGCGACAUCUGCUCUGUCAGCUGGAGUGGCAGAGACUACUGUACAAUCAUCAGGAGUGACAGCAACAUCUGUACCACCAGCUGGAGUGUCAGGGACAUCUGGACCAUCAGCUACAGUGACUGAAUCUUCUGCACAAUCAUCAGGAGUGUCAGGGGUUUCUCUAUCAUCGGCUGGAGUGAUACGGACAUCUCUGCUAUCAGAUGGAGUGACAGGGUCCACUGUACAAUUAUCAGAAUUGUCAGGGAAAACUGGACCAUCAGCUGGAGUGUCAGGGACUUCAGGACCAUCAGAUGAAGUGACAGGGACAUUUAGAUUACCGGCUGGAGUGACAAGGACAUCAGUAACAUCAUCAGGUGUGACAAGGACAUCAGGACCACCAGUUGGACAAACUUCAGGAGUGUCAGGGACUACUGGACAGUCAUCAUCAGUGAUAAGGACAACGCGAUCAUCACCUGGAAUGUCAGAGACAUCACGACCAUCAGCUGGAGAGACCAGGAGUACUGGACAAUCAGCACAAGUGACAGAAACAAGUAGAUUUUCAGCUGGAGUUUCACAUAUAUCUGGACCAUCGACAAGGACACCUGGUCAAUCAUCAAGAUUGACAAGGACAACUGGACAAUCAGUUGGAGUGUCAGGGACAUAUAAACCUUCAGCAAGAGUGACAGGGACUUCUGCAUUAUCAGCUCGAGUUACAAGGAGCACUGCACAAUCAUCAGGAGUGACAAGGACUUCUGUACCAUCAGCUGGAGUGUCAGAGACAUCUGUUCCAUCAGCUGCAGUGACAGAGACAUCAGGAACAUCAGGAGCAGUGACGGGACCUUCUGAACUAUCAGUUGAAGUGACAAGGACUACGGGACAAUCAUCAAUAAUGACAGGGACAAGGGGAUCAUCAACUGGAGUGUCAGGGACAUCUGGACCAUCAGCUAGAGUGAGUAGGACCUCUGGACAAUCAUCAGGAGUAACAGGGACAUCUGGAACUUCAGCUGUAGUGUCAGGGACAUUUGGACCUGCAGAAGAAGUGACAGGUACAUCUAUGCUAUCAGCUGGAGUGACAGGGACUACUGAAAAAUCAUCAAGAGUAAGAGGGACAUCAGGACUAUCAUCAGGUGUGACAGGGACAUCUGAACUCUCAGCUGGUGGGCUAGGGACAUCUCAGCCAACUGCUAGAGUGACAGAAUCUUCUGGACAAUCAUCAGGAGUUACAGGGACAUCUGGAACACCAGCUGAGGUGACAAGGACAACUGGACAAUCAGUUGGAGUGUCAGGGACAUAUAAACCUUCAGCAAGAGUGACAGGGACUUCUGCAUUAUCAGCUCGAGUUACAAGGAGCACUGCACAAUCAUCAGGAGUGACAAGGACUUCUGUACCAUCAGCUGGAGUGUUAGAGACAUCUGUUCCAUCAGCUGCAGUGACAGGGACAUCAGGAACAUCAGGAGCAGUGACGGGAUCUUCUGAACUAUCAGUUGAAGUGACAAGGACUACGGGACAAUCAUCAAUAAUGACAGGGACAAGGGGAUCAUCAACUGGAGUGUCGGGGACAUCUGGACCAUCAGCUAGAGUGAGUAGGACCUCUGGACAAUCAUCAGGAGUAACAGGGACAUCUGGAACUUCAGCUGUAGUGUCAGGGACAUUUGGACCUGCAGAAGAAGUGACAGGUACAUCUAUGCUAUCAGCUGGAGUGACAGGGCCUACUGAAAAAUCAUCAAGAGUAAGAGGGACAUCAGGACUAUCAUCAGGUGUGACAGGGACAUCUGAACUCUCAACUGGUGGGCUAGGGACAUCUCAGCCAACUGCUAGAGUGACAGAAUCUUCUGGACAAUCAUCAGGAGUUACAGGGACAUCUGGACCACCAUCUGGAGUGACAUGGACAUUUGGACCUUCAGCUGGACAAACAUCAGAAACGUCAGGGGCUACUGGACAAUCAACAAGAGUGAUAGAGACAUCUGGAUCAUCACCUAGAGUGUCAGGAACAUCUGGGCUAUCAGCUGGAGUGACUCAGAAUUCUGAACAAUCGUCAGGGGAAUCAGGGAUAUCUGAACUUGCAGCUGGAGUGACGGGGACAUCUAGACUAUCAGCUAGAGGGAAAGGAACUACUGGACUAUCGACUGGUGUGACAGGGACCCCUGGACCAUCAUCAGGAGUGACAGGCGUGACAUCUGCUCUGUCAGCUGGAGUGACAGAGACUACUGUAAAAUCAUCAGGAGUGACAGCAACAUCUGUACCACCAGCUGGAGUGUCAGGGACAUCUGGACCAUCAGCUACAGUGACAGAAUCUUCUGCACAAUCAUCAGGAGUGUCAGGGGUUUCUGGAUCAUCGGCUGGAGUGACAGGGACAUCUUCACCUUUAGCUGGAGUGACAGGGACUUCUGGACCUUUAGCUGGAGUGUCAGAGACAUCUGGACAUUUGGCUGCAGUGACAGGCACAUAUAUACUAUCAGGUGGAGUGACAGGGACUACUGGGCAAUCAUCAGGAGUGACAGGGAUUGUUGGACCAUCAACUCAAGUGUCAGGGACAUUAGGACCAUCAAGUGAAGUUUUAGAUACAACUGAACAAUCAUCAGGAGUGAGAGGGACAACUGUACGAUCACCAGGACUGUCAAGAUCAUCAGGAACGUUAGCUGAAGUGACAGGGAUAUCUGCACUAUCAUCAGGAGUGAUAGGGACAUCUGUACCUUCAGCUGUAGUGUCAAGGACAUCUGGACCAUCAGAUACAGUGACAGGAUCUUCUGCACAAUCAUCAGGUGUGUCAGGUGUUUCUGUACCAUCAGCUGGAAUGACAGGGAUAUCUGGACUCUCAGUUGGAGUGACAGGGACUACUAUACAAUUUUCAGAAGUGACAGGACCAUCAGCUAGAGUGACAGGGUCUUCUGCUCAAUCAUCAGGAGUAACAGGGACAUCUGGAAUUUCAUCUGUAGUGUCAGGGACAUUUGGACCUCCAGAUGAAGUGACAGGUAUAUCUGUACUAUCAACUGGAGUGACAGGGACUACUGGACAAUCAGGAGUAACAGGGACAUCAGGACAAUCAUCAAUAGUGACAGACACAAGUGGACCAUCUGUUGUGUUGGGGACAUCUGGGCCAACAGCUAGAGUGACAGAAACUUCUGGACAAUUAUCAGGAAUCACAGUGACAUUUGGAUCAUCAGCUGGAGUCACAGCAACUUCUGCAAAAUCAGUAGUGACAGGGAAAUCUGGACCAUCGGCUGGAGUGACUGGGAGAUCUGGACUCUCAGUUGGAGUCACAGGGUCUACUGUACAAUUAUCAGAAAUGACAAGGACGAGCAGACCAUCAGCUAUAUCAGAGACAUCUGCAUCAUCAGCUGAAGUGACAGGGAAUUAUGGACAUUCAUCAGCAGUGACAGGAAAAUCACGACCAUCAACUGGAGUAACACAGACAUCUGGACCACUAGUUGGAGUGACAGGUACUACUGGGCAAUUUUCAGAAGAGACAGAGACAAGUGAAUCAUCAGCUGGAACAUCAGGGACAUUGGGACCAUCAGCUGGACUGGCAGGGACAUCUGCACUUUCAGCUGAAGUGACAGGGACUUUUGGAAAAUCUUCGGCAGUGACAGGAAAAUUAGGACUAUCAGCUGGAGUGAUUGGUACUUCUGAACUCUCAGUUGGAGUCAUAGGGAGUACUGAGCAAUUAUUGGAAGUGACUGGGAGAACGGGAUCAUCACCUGUAUUGUCAGGAACAUCUGGACCAUCAGAUGAGUUUGCAAGGACUUCUGGUCAAUCAUCCAGAGUGAAAGGGACAUCCAUACCCUUAGCUGGAGUGACAGAGACUUCUGCAUUAUCAACUAGAGUGACAAGGAACACUGAACAGACAUCAAGAGUGACUGGGACUUCUGGACCAUCAGCUGUGGUGUCAGUGACAUCUGGACUAUCAGUUGGAGUGACAGGGACUACUGCUAAAUUAUCAGAAGUGACAGGGUCAGCUGUAUUAUCAGCUGAAGUUUCAGGGACAACUGGACCAUUUGCAGGAAUGUCAGGGACAACUAGACCACCAGCUGUAGUGUUAGGGACGUCAGGACAAUCAGGUGAUGUGACAGGGACAUUUGGAUUAUCAGCUGGAGUGACAGGUUCAUCAGGACUAUCAUCAGGUUUGACAGGGACAUCCAGAUCAUCAGCCGAAGUAACAGGAACUUCUGAGCAAUCAUCAAGAGUAACAGGGACAUUCAUAACUUCAGCCAUAGUAUCACGGACAUCUGUACCAUCAGCUGGAGUGACAAGGACUUCUGGACAAUCUUCAGGUGUGACAGGGACAUUUAGACCUUCAGCUGUAGUGUCAGAGACAUCUGGAUUGUCAGCUGGAGUAACUAGUACUACUGGACAAUCAUUGGGAGUAACAGGAACAUCUGGACUAUCAGCUGGAGUGAUGGGGACUUCUGGGCAAUCGUCAGGACUGACAGGGACUUCUGGACAAUCAUUCAGAGUGACAGAGACUUCUGGACAAUCAUCAGUUAUCAUGGGUUCUACUGGACCAUCAGUUCGAGCUACAGGAAAAACUGGACUAUCUAUUAUAGAAUCAGGGACGACAACUGCACCAUCAGCUAGGGAAUCAGGAACAACUGAGCCAUCAGCUCGAGUGACAGUGACAACUGGACUAUUUUCUGUAGGAUCUGGUACAAUUAGAUCAUCUGUAGGAGAAACAGGGACAACUGGAUCAUCUGUUGAAGGACCAGGAAUAACUAGACCAUCUGUUGUAGAAUUAGGGUCAACUGUACUGUCAGCUGAAGAAUCAGGGAUUACUGUACCAUCUGCUGGAGUGUCAGGGACAACUGUACAAUUAGUUGGAGUGACAGGGACAACUGUGCCAUCAUCUGGAGGAUCAGGGACCACUGGACCAUCAGGUGGCACAACCGCUGGGCCAGGAAGAACUAUUGGAGAACCAGGAAGUGAAGUUCUAGCAUCUGAAGGUGCAACUGGAGUGCUGGCUACAACUUCUACAGGAGCUAGAGGUGAAAGCACAGCUUCGACAUCAGGUUCCGUGGGAGCUGCUCCUGGCUCAACACUUGAACCAGGAAGUACCACUGUUGUGCCAUCAAAACUGGCUGAAGUAGCAGGUACGACUGGGGUAGCUCCUGGCACAACUUUUGCCCCCAGAAGUUUCCACACAGGAACUUCUGGUGGUGUCUCAGGCAAAAACCUUGAACCCGGAAUUUAUAUCACAGAGGCAACAACUGCUACAGGGUCCACCAGAGCAGGACUACUAAAAGGCACCACCAUCUUUUUUCCUGAAGUCAGUAGCAGUUCAGAAGUUUCCAACACAGGUGUCACUGGAGUAGGCUCUGAGACAUCUGUUCAAACAGGAAUUUCCAGGACAGCCACCACUGGGUUGGCUCCUGGCACAACUGUUGCCCCUGGCAGUUCCAAUACAGAAGCCACAACUGCCUUAGGAAAAAGUGGGACAACACGAGGUGGAGUAGCCACAGAGGCCACAAGUGCCACAGGAAGCAGCAGGACCACUGGAUCAGACCUGCCAGGAGCUACCAGCACAGUUUCCCUUGGUGUCCGCAGCAGUUCCCAGGGUUCCAGGCCAGGUACUUCUGGUGAAUACUCUGGGACAACCAUUACAUCUGGAGGUUCCAAUACAGAGGCCACAACUCUCACAGAAGGCAGGGGCAGUACUGGAGCUGAAACCAGGACAGCCACCACUGAGGUGGCUCCUGGCACAACUGUUGCCCCUGAGAGUUCCAAUACAGAGGCUACAACUUCCCUAGGAGGAAGUGAAACCAGAGGUAGAAUAACCACAGCUACCACUAGUGCCUUUUCUGGAAAGACUCUGGAACCUGGGAAUUACAACACAGAGGCCACAAGCUCCACAGGAAGGGGCGGGGCCACUGGAUGGGAAGGGCCACCAGCACGGUUUCCCUCGGGGUCAGCAGCAGUUCACAAGGUUCCAGGCCAGGAAGGAAGUUCACAAGCUUCUGCAGGUGGUUCUUCAGACCACCAGGGUAGGGUACUUCUGGUGAAUUCUCUGGGACAACCAUUAAAUUUGGAGCUUCCAACACAGUAUCUCAGAUUCCCAGACCUCAUGGUUCUUCUCAUUCUUGCUUCAGAGGCCACAACCCUCACAGAGGGCAGGGGCAGCACUGGAGCUGAACCCGGGACAGCCACUACUGAGGUAGGCCCUGGCACAACUGUUGCUCCUGGAAGCUCCAACACAGGUACUACCGGUGUGGUCUCUAGAAAAACUCUGGAACCUGGAAGUUACAACACAGGUACUACAGGAGAAUUCUCUAGGACAACCAUCAUAUCUGGAAGUUCCCACGCAGAGGCCACAACGGUAACAGAAGGCAGCAGCCGUCCUGGAACUGGAUCCCACUCAGCCGCAACUGGAGUAGCCCCUGGCACAACUGUUGCUGCUGGCAGUUCCAACACAGAGGCCACGAUUUCCGUAGGAGAAAGUGGAACGGCAAGAUUUGGAAUAAUCACAGGUACUACUGAGGGCAUCUCUGGCAAAACUCUGGAACCUGGAAGUGCCAGCACAGUGGUCACAACUGUGCCAGGAGGCAGCCGGACCACCAGUGCAGGACUGCCAGGAGGUACCACUGGAAAAUCUUCUAGAACAACCGUUAUAUCUGGAAGUUCUAACACAGGCACCUCUGGGGUAGCUGUUCGCACAACAGUUGCCCCUGGAAGUUUCAGCACAGCAGCCACAUCUUCCCCUGCUAGGGCUGUAACUCCUGCAGGCACUGCUGGAGUACCCUCUGGUACCACAUUUGCACCUGGGAGCUCCAACUCAGAGGCUGCCACUUUCUCAGGAAUCACCGAAGUAGUAACAGUCACAGGUAAAAAUGGGAACAGAAUAUUUUCUAUUUUCUCUUCUUCAGGAGCCAAGACCAUUGUAUCAGGGAGCCAAGUCUCUGGCAGUCUAACAGAUACCAGGGGAGUAGACUCUGGAACAACCGUUGCACCUGGAAGUUCCAUUACAGGAAUCACCUUUGGAGCAUCGGAUAACCAAGUCACUGGAAGUAAAACAGGCACCAUUGGUGUGGCCUUGAGCACAACUGUUGCACCUAGAAGUUCCCGUACAGAAGACACAACUUCUACAGGAAUCAAUAGGACCACUGUAGUAGGAUGGAAAACAGGAAUCACCACAAUACCAGCAGAAGGAAAUACGGGCUCUGAGGGUUCUAUUUCAGGCACCACCAGGGUGGCUUUCAGCACCACCCUUGAACCUGGGACUUCAAACACAGAAGCUACAGCGUCGUCUGGAGGCAGUGGAACCCCAGGAAAUGAAAUAAGUACCGGGGUGUCUGGUAGCCACAUCACUGGCAUUCAGCCAGGUACUACUGGAGUGGCCCCUGGCAGCACCAUCUCACCUGGAAGUUCCAACACACGAGCCACCACUCACACACCUGAGAGGCCAAACCCUGAAAGUAAAACAGGCACCACUGGUGUGGUCUCUGGGACUACAGUUGCAUCCGGAGGUUACAAUGCAGAGGCCACAACUUCUUUGGGAGGUGUUGGAACCACUGAGUCUGGAAUUAAAAUAGUUACCACUGGGAUAACUACUGGCACAACCACUGCACCUGGGAGAUCCAACAAAAGUACUGCUUCAAGGUCAGCUGGAGUUUCUGGGGUCCCAGGAAAUUCUAGUCCUGGAGUCACCAGCAUAAUUCCAAGGAGCCAACCUACUUCAAGUAAAACAGGCAAUACCCCAGGAUCAGUGGGAGUUACCAGUAGCCAAGAAGGCACCACUGUGGACUCAAGUGGAAUCACUGGAAUUUCAGAUAGUUCCAUCCCAGGUAUCUCCAAAGAAGCAUCAGAAACAACCAUUGCUCCUGGCAUUUCUACCACAGUCACUGCUUCUACAGGAGUCAAAGAAACCUCUGGAACUGGACUGCAAAAAGGCUCCACCUCGGUAUCAGCUGGAGUCACGACACAUGCAGAAGUAUCCCAGCCAGAAACCACUGUGGUAGCAACAGGGGAUCAAGAAACUGAAAAUGAAACAGCAUGUCUAGUAUCACUCCCAUCAGCUCCAGUUUGUCAUGGUCCACUGGGAGAAGAGAAAUCUCCUGGAGACAUAUGGACUGCCAAUUGUCACAACUGCACCUGUACUGAUGCAAAGGCAGUAGACUGUAAACCUAAGGAGUGCCCUCCUUUACCCACAUGCACAACCGGAGAGAAGCUUGUAAAGUUCAAAUCUAAUGAUACCUGCUGUGAAAUUGGAUACUGUGAACCAAGGACAUGUUUUUUUAACAACACUGACUAUGAGAUUGGUGCUUCGUUUGAUGACCCCAGCAACCCAUGUGUCUCCUACUCCUGCAAUAGCACUGGCUUCGUUGCAGUGGUCCAGGACUGCCCAAAGCAGACCUGGUGUGCAGAAGUAAACAGAAUCUACGAUUCAAAAAAUUGUUGCUACACAUGUAAGAAUAAUUGCAGCUCUUCACUUAUAAAUGUCACUGUUAACUACAAUGGUUGCAAGAAGAAAGUUGAGAUGGCAAGAUGCGUAGGAAAAUGCAAAACAACCGUCAAGUACAAUUAUGAUAUCUUUCAGUUGGAAAAUUCGUGCCUUUGCUGCCGAGAAGAAAACUACGAGUACAGAGACAUUGCUCUCGACUGUGCUGAUGGCAGUACGGUAUCUUACAGAUACAGGCACAUCACAACCUGCUCUUGUCUGGACGAGUGUGAACAAGCUACCACCUAA